Lodderomyces elongisporus is the source of this 1182-nucleotide messenger RNA. RefSeq lists its product as uncharacterized. The record is from RefSeq and is a predicted model, not a curated record. NCBI's taxonomy places the organism in Eukaryota, Fungi, Ascomycota, Pichiomycetes, Serinales, Debaryomycetaceae. The transcript has a single exon. The coding region runs from base 1 to 1182 and encodes 393 amino acids.
AUGAGUGACGUGGAACUCGAUCGUGAUAUAGAUAGGGACGAACCCCAACCAUACUACCAGUAUGGAAAACCUGCUUCUCCAAGAGAACCACCACCGGAGAGAAGACCUGAUAUGAUUGGCUUGGACUUGCCUUCUCGUCGUCCCGUCCGUCGUGAAGCUGAUGAUGACGCCAUGGACAGGGAUGGUGAUGAAAAUGGAAAUGGAAAUGGAAAUGGAAAAGAAAACGAAGAGGGAGAUGGAAUUGAAAACGAAAAUGGUAAUGGUGAUGAUAAUGAGGCUAAGAAUGGUGGUAGAACUAAGCAAGAUGAUGAAGUCCAAGAUGUUGUUUACGAAGUUACCGAGAAACCACUGUUUCAUGUAACAAGAGCAUUAUUUAUUGGAAACUUGCGUAAGCCGCUUAAUGCCGGAGAUUUCCAAAGGUACUUGCGUAGCUUGGCCGAGUCAAACAAGGACAUUAAAUUCAAUAUUGACAGAGCAUGGUUGAACAGAUUGAGAACCCAUGCGAUUGUUUUGGUAAGCAACGAAGAAGGUGCAGAGUUUCUCAGAUCUCAAUUGAGUGGGUCCAUUUACCCCGGUGAGGAAGAAGACCUUAGACUCAAGGAAGAAUUUGAAAAUCGCGAGACAGAACGAUUUGAACAUGAAAAGCGUAUUUACGAUGAUUUGUCUGAAGAGGAAAAAGAAAAAGCCUCCGCACCGGUUGAACCACGUGAAUUCUUCACCGAUAGGCUUCCAUUAUAUGUUGAAUAUAUCCCAGUUAAGGCAAUUGGUCAAUGGACAUUUGAGGAAGAUAAAGGACCCCGAGAUGGAAUUUGGAAGCUUGAAUUCACAACUAGAAAUGAAGAGAUUGUUGCAUCUCAUUUAUUGUUGAAUGGUGAUUAUAUUCCACAAUACCGUCCACCCUCUUACCGUGGAGGUAGAGGAAGAGGAAGAGAUAAUUAUGGACCACCACGCUACAGAGGCGGACAUGACAGAUACGUGCCUGGUCGUUCAGAACGUGGACCAUAUUCACGAGAAAGACGUGGUGGUAACGGUAAUUACAGUAGAGGUGGUCAUUAUGGUGGACACACAGACUCGUAUGUGCCAGGGCGCUCUAGAGAUGCAAGACCCCAAACAGAUAGUUACGUGCCAUCAAGACAUAGAGAUAGGUCAAGAUCCCGUUCAAGGUCACCAUCUAGAUUCUGA